AUGAAUUUAUCAGCCUGGAAGUCAGCUUUGAGCAAUGGUGGAUCGCUAAUUUAUGAACUUGGUCUAAAAAUGUUAAGAAUAAGGAGAAACAAUCAAUGUGAUAGCGCUAUCAACGAAAUAUUGCUGUACGGAGCAGAGAACGAAGAGCAUCAGAAACAAAUAGGCUUGAACAACUUGCUUUGUAUUUACUACGUCAUACUUCACGCGAGCAGCAGUGUCGACGUGUGCGUGCCCAGCCUCACCAGCGAUACUUUGACCAAAUGUCUGAUCAGUGUUCGUCAAAAGAAUAAAGUGAGCGUGAGGAUUGUCAUACAUAGCAGCGAGGACUUCCACAACCUGCAGUUGUUUGCUCAGAACGGGAUAGAGGUGAAGGUGAUGCGGCCGGCGGUGCAGCUGGCGCACGAGUUCGUGGUGGUGGACGGGCGCGCGGGCGACGCGGUGGCGGCGCUGGGCGCGCUCGACUACGACACGUCGCGACUCAACUGCAACCGCGACGCCACGCUGCUCUCCUCCGACCCAGCGCUCAUCACUGCUCUGAACAGGGAAUUCGAAAGAGUCUGGAAUUCCUUCCCUGACCUGACACCCACUAAAACUGACCAAGUGUAAAUAAUUUAAUUGGUAUCUAUCUAAUAUUUCUUGUUGAUUAUUAUAUGUAUUUUAAUUUCUUAAUUUUAUUUAACUUUAUCAUUGUAGUGUUGGGUAUGUAAAUAAAAGUCUG
Molecule: messenger RNA, 718 nt
Organism: Helicoverpa zea (corn earworm)
Lineage: Eukaryota; Metazoa; Arthropoda; Insecta; Lepidoptera; Noctuidae
Product: mitochondrial cardiolipin hydrolase-like
Exons: 1
Coding region: 1-606 (201 amino acids)
Molecular function (GO): RNA endonuclease activity producing 5'-phosphomonoesters, hydrolytic mechanism
Source: RefSeq, a predicted model, not a curated record